Molecule: messenger RNA, 750 nt
Organism: Chanos chanos (milkfish)
Lineage: Eukaryota; Metazoa; Chordata; Actinopteri; Gonorynchiformes; Chanidae
Gene: srxn1
Product: sulfiredoxin 1 homolog (S. cerevisiae)
Exons: 2
Coding region: 52-405 (117 amino acids)
Biological process (GO): cellular response to oxidative stress
Cellular component (GO): cytoplasm
Molecular function (GO): sulfiredoxin activity
Source: RefSeq, a predicted model, not a curated record
GACAACGUCACUACACACUUUCGCGAAUUGACGAUAUACAGUCAACUGAGAAUGGGCAGCCUAAACAACGAAAACAGAUCAAUUCACUCUGACAACAUCGAAGAGGUUCAUAAUGUCCCUAUGGAAGUUAUUAUUAGACCCAUCCCGCCUGUUCUUGAUGAAAAGAAAGUUGAGGGUCUCAUGAACACUUUGAAGGAGACCUCAGACAUCAGUACCGUUCCUCCUAUCGAUGUGUUGUGGAUUACGGGUGAAAAGGGAGGAAAUUACUAUUAUUCGUUCGGAGGGUGUCAUCGGUUUGCGGCAUACCAGCGCCUCGGGAUGAAGACCAUCCCAGCAAAAAUAAUAAAAUCAAACAUUUCAGACUUACGCACCUAUCUGGGCUCAUCCACUCCAAAUCUACAAUGACUGUAAAACGAUUGUUAAUAAAUAAGAGACCAAGGACGACACCGACAUAACACUUAAAGCUGUAGUGUAAUGCUAUUUGACUUGGCGCUGAUGGCAGGGAGAUACCUGUUGCCAUUCCUUCACUAGGCUAUCAGUCGAUGAAUGAGUAGUCACGAGUGGUUUUAUACACUGCAAAGAAUGACCACAAGGUGGAGACGGUCCUCUGUUUAGUGUUUAUUAUUGUUCGAAGUAGAAAUCGUGUCUGUAUAAUAUCAUCAUCUGUAUAUAACUUUUCAUCACAUUUGUAUACUAUGAAAAUGUCAUUCAGAUGAAAAAUCAAUUUAAAUACAAAGUACCUUUCUUCUA